AUGCAAUUGCUGGUAAAAUUUUUUAUGGCAACGAAUAAUCCAAAUAAACUAUUGGAGAAAUUAGAGUCUAGUUUGAAGGGAGCAAAGUUUAGAGUGCUAAAUGAGGUGAUGUAUAGAAAGAAGGAGAAAGACAUAAGCCCGGAGCUAUUUAAAAAGUAUCACGAGGGGUACAAAGAGCAGGUGGCGAGAUGGCCAUUUAACCCAGUGGAUAAAGUAAUAAAGCAACUUAUGAAUGCAGAUGCAACGCACGUAAUUGCUGACAUGGGGUGCGGGGAAGCACAGAUUGCAAAAAGGUUCCAGGAGAGGGAGGUGCAUUCCUUUGAUUUAGUCAAGCCAGAAAAUGACGAGUUUAUAACACAGGCCGACAUAAGAAACCUCCCUUUAGAGAAUGAGACCGUAGAUAUUGUGGUUUUCUGUCUUUCAAUUAUGGGAAACAAUGCAAGUGAAUAUAUUAAAGAGGCGUACCGAGUAUUAAAACCGGGUGGUCUUUUAAAGAUAGUUGAGGUCCGAAGUAGAUUAAACAAGAUAGAACAGUUUGUGCGGCCGGUAACCAUGCAUGGAUUCAGUCUUCUAAAUAAGGAUUUGGAAAGUAAUUUUUUCUGUUUCUUUAACUUUAAAAAAAUAACAAAAAAGGUCAAGAAUCUGCCUAUAAUACCGCUAAAGCCAUGUUUAUACAAAAAAAGGUAGGAUAUUUCACAGAAACAUGCAUAAACAAAACUGGCUGAUACCCGAAAACAUCCAUUAAGUAUGCACUUUUCUGAGUAUAUGCCAGUAUGACAAGAAAUAACUGAAAUAUAUCUAAAGACACACAGAUAUACUGCAAGGCGCAUCCCCAAAAAUCUUAAAUUAAAUAGACAUAUACAUGAAGUAUAACCCGAAUAAACAUUAUGUAGGGGUUUAAACC
Molecule: messenger RNA, 904 nt
Organism: Nematocida parisii ERTm1
Lineage: Eukaryota; Fungi; Microsporidia
Exons: 1
Coding region: 1-687 (228 amino acids)
Cellular component (GO): nucleolus
Molecular function (GO): methyltransferase activity
Source: RefSeq, a predicted model, not a curated record